AUUUUAUCUUCUCUUUUUCUUAUGGUUUGGUGUUAUGGCUUUUUUAAAGAGUAUUUACGUGUAAUUGUCCUAACCUUCAUGGAUGAAAAAUCAAACACGAGACAUGAAAAAUUAAAAAUAAAAUAUUUUCAUUACUAAAUAGUGUCAACUUUAUUUAUCAUUAGUCAUUUAUUAAAUAUAAAUUUUGUGAAAAUAAAAAAUUAACAUACUUUUUUCUAAUUUUUUUUAAAAUUAAAAUUUUUAAAAAUAGCUUACUUUUAACAACUAAACAGGUUUGAAAUAUAGAAAUUUUAUAAAUUAUUGAUAUUUGAUCUACUUAAAACGCUUCAUAAAUUUGAUUCUUUUACAAUUAUCAAUACAAUUUUCAUUUUUUUAUCCAAAAUUUAGAUACCAUUUGUUGGAUUUUUAGAAUCUCUAAUUACCCAUGCAUCUUUUUAUUUUUAUGUUUUCCUGUUGACAUUGCUAUAAUAUGUUUGUUUUUACAUAAUAUGUUUAAUUUGUAUUAUUUUUUUUACUAUUUUAAUUAUAUUUUUGACGAACCCUUUAGAUGAAAAUGUCAAGUAAAGUCUUCAUAAAUUUUUUGAAAAAAUAAAAAAAUAAAAACCCUAUUUGUCAGCAAGAUAGAACGACGCCGUCGUUGAAUGUUGAUAGAUAAAGAUACGCGGUCUGGGUUGAAUCCAGCUGUACCCACAGUUUUGAAUUCAAAAAUGGAUUCCCUCCAACUAAUCCUUUAUUUUUUUAAAACCCUGAAUUCCGAUGAGCCACCCAUCCGAUCGUUGAUCCCUUAGGAGCCAUUCCAAGUUUCAAACGCAAAUACAGCCGUUAAAACUUAAACCCUAACCCUUCUAUUUAUAUCCUCCCACCCCCAUUCCGACUCAUAACUUUUGAUCUUCUUUCAUCGAUUCACAAUGCGUGAAAUUCUUCACAUCCAAGGAGGCCAAUGCGGCAACCAGAUAGGGGCCAAGUUCUGGGAGGUGAUCUGCGCCGAGCACGGCAUUGACCCCAUCGGGCAGUACCAUGGCGACUACGAUCUCCAACUUGAAAGGCUCAAUGUCUACUACAACGAGGCCAGUUGCGGCAGGUUCGUUCCCCGUGCCAUUCUCAUGGAUCUUGAACCCGGAACCAUGGACAGCCUCAGAUCGGGCCCCUACGGCCAGAUUUUCCGGCCAGACAACUUUGUCUUCGGCCAGUCCGGGGCCGGAAACAACUGGGCUAAAGGGCAUUACACCGAAGGCGCAGAGUUGAUCGACUCCGUUCUCGAUGUUGUGCGAAAGGAGGCAGAGAACUGUGACUGCUUGCAGGGGUUUCAGGUGUGCCAUUCUCUAGGCGGUGGAACAGGUUCUGGGAUGGGGACGCUAUUGAUAUCAAAGAUCAGAGAAGAGUAUCCAGACAGGAUGAUGCUGACUUUCUCGGUUUUUCCCUCUCCCAAAGUCUCUGAUACGGUUGUUGAACCUUACAAUGCGACUUUGUCUGUUCAUCAGCUCGUUGAAAAUGCUGAUGAGUGCAUGGUUCUCGACAACGAAGCUUUAUAUGACAUUUGCUUUCGAACCCUCAAACUCUCUACUCCUAGUUUUGGUGAUCUCAACCAUUUAAUAUCUGCUACUAUGUCUGGGGUGACGUGUUGCCUAAGGUUCCCAGGCCAGCUUAACUCUGAUCUCCGGAAGCUGGCUGUUAACCUCAUUCCGUUCCCUCGCCUUCACUUCUUCAUGGUUGGUUUUGCCCCCCUCACCUCACGCGGGUCUCAGCAGUAUCGAGCCCUCACAGUUCCUGAACUCUCUCAGCAGAUGUGGGAUGCAAAGAACAUGAUGUGUGCAGCUGACCCUCGACACGGCCGAUAUCUCACAGCUUCAGCUAUGUUCCGAGGAAAAAUGAGCACCAAGGAGGUGGAUGAGCAGAUGCUUAAUGUGCAGAACAAGAACUCUUCCUAUUUUGUAGAGUGGAUUCCCAACAAUGUGAAGUCCACUGUUUGCGAUAUUCCACCCACUGGUCUGAAGAUGGCAUCGACCUUCAUUGGCAACUCAACUUCGAUACAAGAGAUGUUUCGGAGAGUGAGUGAGCAAUUCACAGCCAUGUUUAAGAGGAAGGCUUUCUUGCAUUGGUACACGGGGGAAGGAAUGGAUGAGAUGGAGUUCACGGAAGCUGAGAGUAAUAUGAAUGAUCUCGUCUCGGAAUACCAGCAGUAUCAAGAUGCAACGGCGGAUGAGGAGCUAGAUUACGAGGAGGAUGAAGAGGAGUAUCAGGAAUGAUUGUGGUAUGCUUGGAAAUUGGGAAGUUGCCAAUGGCAAUUCUUGAUUUACCAUGUUGUAAGCUGGCUGAAUAACCUCAACUUCCGGUUGCUGGUUCUGUAGUAUGAAAAAAAAAAGAGAGUUAGAAGUAGAAGAAUUUCUCUGCAUUGCUUGUAGUUGUUCCUUGCUAUUUAAACAUUUUGGGUUGUAAAAAUAUGCUCUCUUGUUUUCAAA
Molecule: messenger RNA, 2459 nt
Organism: Malania oleifera
Lineage: Eukaryota; Viridiplantae; Streptophyta; Magnoliopsida; Santalales; Ximeniaceae
Product: tubulin beta-2 chain-like
Exons: 3
Coding region: 909-2246 (445 amino acids)
Biological process (GO): microtubule cytoskeleton organization; mitotic cell cycle
Cellular component (GO): cytoplasm; microtubule
Molecular function (GO): GTPase activity; structural constituent of cytoskeleton; GTP binding
Source: RefSeq, a predicted model, not a curated record